Necator americanus (New World hookworm) is the source of this 1674-nucleotide messenger RNA. RefSeq lists its product as uncharacterized. Bases 1 to 1674 code for a protein of 557 amino acids. The transcript is spliced from 14 exons. Gene Ontology annotation, biological process: proteolysis. The record is from RefSeq and is a predicted model, not a curated record. Gene Ontology annotation, molecular function: metalloendopeptidase activity; zinc ion binding. Lineage: Eukaryota; Metazoa; Nematoda; Chromadorea; Rhabditida; Ancylostomatidae.
AUGAGUCGUCUUUACGAUGAAAAUCAAGAUUUCAUAAUGGAUGGACAGUAUAAUGGCGACUACGCAAUGUGUUCUGUGGAUAGGCACAUGGAAGCACAGAAUGGUUUCAUUAAACGUCAACCAGUGACCUACGGUCAAAUAAGCACGGGUUAUGCAUCGAUAUUUUUAUCUGUGUACAUAGAAGAUGAGCUCUCAAUGCGCCAUAUUUCAUGGAUUCAAAAGAUAUCCUUGAUAGCUCUGACGGAUGCAAUGGCUGCCACACUAUUCAUUGCCGCAUUAAAAACAGUACAUCUCCAUCCUGCUAUCACUAUCGCUCAUUUAUUUUCUUUAACGACAUCAUGGUUGCAGUGUGUAUUUGUGAUAAUCAUUCAACUGAUAGCAGCUAUAACUGCAAAUUUGACCAUAACCUUAAUGCGUAUGGAUGGACUUCCACCUUAUGUCGUUGUCAACACCGAUAUCAAUAUGGAAUGGACAAAAGCCAUCUAUAAACUUUACUACGAUAAGUCGAUACCAGACGAAGAAACACUGUUAAAUGUUGUUGAUUUUCAUCGAUCACGUACAUUAGGAAAUUUCGACCACAAACAUGUGAACGACUCAGCAAUGUAUGCUGCAAACCGAUUUGAAGGAGAUAUAGUUUCAGUGAAUAUUGGUCUGAAUUCUCAUUCUGUAAACUCUUUCUUCACUCAACAACCAUUAUUUGCUGUGUUUGGUGUACAAAGGAAUGCUGUGAAGCAAACUCGCUCAAAGAUUGCUGAAGCCAUAGAGGAGUACAGAAAAAAGACGUGUAUAGAUUUCUCACCAAAAAGUGCAGCUGAUCAAGACUAUAUUCAUAUUGUACCGGAUGAUGGAUGUUAUUCACUAGUGGGACGAAUCGGAGGAAAACAACCGGUGAGCUUAGGUGAUGGUUGCAUACAAAAAGGCAUCAUUAUUCACGAACUAAUGCACGUUGUUGGAUUCUUCCACGAACAAAGUAGAGCCGAUCGGGACGACCAUAUCAUAAUCAAUUGGAGCAAUGUUGAAUCUGGUCUUCAAGAUCAGUUCGACAAAUAUUCGUUACAAAUGAUCGAUCAUCUAAAUACUGUGUAUGACUACGGAUCAGUAAUGCACUAUGCAUCCACAGCAUUUAGUAAGAACGGUAAACCCACCAUAGAACCUCGGAAGAAAGGAGCCGAAAUAGGUCAACGCACGGGAUUCAGUGAUAUCGACUUGUAUAAAAUUAAUAAGCUGUACAAUUGUCCACAGGCAGAAACUACUUCAAGUCCGUUACCGGAAACAAAAACGGAUAUGAAAUCUGAGGCGAGGGCAUCUGUUAAAACCGACAAGAAAGGUCCGACUGGAUCAGGAUCGGUUGCUGGAUCGGCUUCUACAUCAGAGAAAAGCAGUCUCAUUUCUGUGCUAACUAAGGUUGCAUGCACAGAUAAGCGUCCCGACUGUGAAUUUUUGGCCAGAGCAGGUCAUUGCGAAUCAAAAUUCAGUGAAACGUUUAUGAAGGAUAAUUGCCCUCAAAGUUGUGGGAAAUGUGAGAUCACCACCACCACCGCCACGACAGUAAUGGAACAAUGUGAAGACGCUAGAUCCUGGUGCGAGCGAUGGGCAAAUAGUGGAAUGUGCACACAACAAAUAUUUAGAGAUUAUAUGAGAAUCAAAUGCGCAAAGAGUUGUCAACUUUGUUAA